CCCAGGGCAAUCUGAUCGCCGUCUAUGAAACUAUUAUAAAAAGCUUUCAAAGCUUUUUGUUGACGAUUUUCACCAGCCACUUAUCCCAUCAAACCCUCCGAAAUGACGAAUAUAUUAAGCCUCAACGAAGACUGUCUUCUCCAAAUUAUAGAGUACCUGAGUCUGGAGGAGCAGUUGGAACUAUGGCAGGCCACGGAGUCCACGUCGCGUUUGUGCUCGGUGAUUUCAUACGCCUGGCAGCGUCAGAGCAAGCACUGCGUGCGCCGGGAAACAUUCUCUGGAAGGCCUGUCCUUCUACAGGACUACCUGAAGUGCAUUAGCUCCACUGUCGAGGAACUUACACUCUGUCAUUUGCCCAUGGAACAACUCGAGCGGUGGAAGGACCACACGUUUCCCAACGUGAAGAAACUUUACUACCUCGGGGACUUCUUGAGGGAUGAAGACGACGAAGUCGAUGUUGAUGCCGACAUUGCGAUUCUGGUAAAUUGCUUUCCUCAGCUGGAGUCCCUUGGGAUAAGUGGCAACACCAGUGGGCAGUACAUCAGCCAGUGGCGGCUCCUUCGACGUCUGGAUCUCCAACUAUGUUUUUACCUGGACUCACAAUGCUUUGAGGAUAUCUGUCAAAAACUGCGCCUUCAAACCUUAUGUGUCCAAUGGCGACGAUUCGAGGCGGAUGACUAUGUGCCAGCUAUCUCGAUGUUACAGGAACUGACAGAGCUUGACCUAGACAUAAUCCACCUCAGUCCUGAGAUCGCCCGCAAGCUGUUGAGUCUGCCCAAGUUGAAAAGGCUUCGCCUUCAUGGUAUGGAUAAUUUUGAUGAUGUUUUGAAGGUGAUUGGUCAACAGCGCAGACAGGAUUUGGUGGCGAUCACUUGCAGAGAUUAUAUUAUUUCGUGGCGUCCCCUAAUAUUGACAAGAUUGGAAAACCUUCGCCGCUUUACACUCGUCGAUGAUGAGGGCGAUUACGACAUAGGCUUGAGCCUUAUAAUCAAAAGCUUUCCCCGCUUGGAGCAACUGCAUCUCGAGAACUCGCGCUUUUGGCCGAAUGCAGACGACAUCUGGGAAGUAGUGGCUGGCUGUCCACAACUCAACUUAAUUACCAUAUCUGCCCCCGAUCGUCCAAAUGAGUUCAUUGCCUCCAGUAGUGCCUCCAGUAUGCAGCGCGUCCUGAAUCAGCGUCUUAAGCCUUUGUCCAUACAUUUUCAUGGAACGGGGAAUGAAGAAUUGAUUACCAAGCUAUUUGUACACAGGAAACUUGAAGUCUUAUGUAAAUCCAAAGAUUACGCUGUUUCCCAAGUACCUGAAGAAUGUGUAGAGUUUGAAUUUCUAGUCCUGGAAACAUCUUCGUGAUACAUAGAGAGA
Messenger RNA from Drosophila kikkawai, 1362 nucleotides. The record is from RefSeq and is a predicted model, not a curated record. NCBI's taxonomy places the organism in Eukaryota, Metazoa, Arthropoda, Insecta, Diptera, Drosophilidae.